Molecule: messenger RNA, 2025 nt
Organism: Trichoderma harzianum CBS 226.95
Lineage: Eukaryota; Fungi; Ascomycota; Sordariomycetes; Hypocreales; Hypocreaceae
Exons: 2
Coding region: 1-2025 (674 amino acids)
Biological process (GO): regulation of DNA-templated transcription
Molecular function (GO): DNA-binding transcription factor activity, RNA polymerase II-specific; zinc ion binding
Source: RefSeq, a predicted model, not a curated record
AUGGAGCCAUCGUCGUCUUCGAGUAGCAUUGGCCUGUCCAUGGCUUCAGCCAUUGGUCGCGACAAUGGCAGCGUCAGCGGCAGUGGCAGCGAAGCGCCCAAAAAGCGAAACCGACGAAGCAAUCCCAAGGUCAAGACGGGAUGCUUGAAUUGCAAACAGCGGCGCAUCAAGUGCGAUGAGAUGCGUCCAGCUUGCUCGCAGUGCGUCCGCAGCAAGAAGGAAUGCACUGGCUAUCCGGCGCCCAGCCGCGGGACCAGGGCUGCCCUUGAUGUCCGCAUUGCUCCGAAGCCUUUGGUUGCCGCAUCGGCUGGGUUUCAACAUCUGCAGCCGGCACCAAGCACUAUUGCGAGCGCUUCAACUUCAACCACCGCCAGCCUUUUGCUCACAGGUCACACCAUUAUGCUCCCACCUCGGCGUGUCAACCGUCGCAAACGGCAGGCCAAACCUCUCGCCUCCAAUGCCACCAUGCCUUUUGUGUAUGAGCCAUCUCACAACUUGGCCUUGAUGCAUACCGAAAGCCUGUAUUUUGAUCUUUUCCGAGUUCAGACGGCUUCAGAGUUGUCUGGGUACUUUGAUUCGACCUUUUGGACACAGCGCGUUCUACAGGAAUGCCAUUUCGAACCGUCCAUUCGACACGCCGUCGUGGCUCUUGGUGCCUUGUAUAAGACGCUUGAACAGUCUUGCGAACCGGACUCGACACCGCUACCUGGUGCUAUGAGUCGGUUCGACUCAGUCAUGUGUCAUUGGCAGGUUGCUGUUAGGAAGUAUUCGGAAGCUUGCAAUGCCAUGCUGCAUCUCAGCGGUAACAAGCUGGCAACCAACAAGACCCGUCUGAUGGCCAGCGUCUUGUUGGCCUGUUUUGACUCCUUUAUCGGUGAUCAUCGGCAGGCCAUUGUCCAAAUUCAAACGGGAUUAGGGCUCCUGGCUCGGAUUCAAUAUGAUCGGACGCAAGCCCCUCAGUCCAAUGAACGGGUUGAAGAGGACCUGCUAAUAAUUUUCACACGAUUGGCAAUUCAGGCCAAAUCGUACGACAUGGCUUUCCAUUUUCCCCAUCCAUAUGUGAUUCAACUGGGCCCUCAGAGCUUACAAGACCCAUCCUCACCCCUCUCAGAUAUGGGUUCACCUCAGCCAUCCAGGCUCAUACCCCAUCAAUUUUCAUCUUUACGAGAAGCUCGCCUGGCUUCAGAUCAGCUCUGCGAGAUGUUGCUGCGAUUCAUCGAACACUUACAGCAUGCUAAAAAAGAACCUUCUUACACUUUACCUCCAUCCUGGAGGCAAUUAGGUGCCACAUUCCAGGGCCAAAUUGACUCGUGGUCAGAGGCUUUUGAACCCAUCUUCCAAUCACGGCUGCAACCUGGCAUGAAUCUCUUGGAGAAAUCGGGCAUAGCAGCCUUGAAAAUGUUUCAGAUCAACACAAAUGUCAUAUUCUUGACGAUUUUCUGCGAUGCCGAGGUUCAAUUUGAUGGUUUCCUCCCCCAUUUCAAGGCCAUUGUCAGUCUAGGCUGGGAGAUAGUUGGCGAUGACGAGAAGCGAGCGGCUACCGAGCGAUGCCCCGAUCCACAGAGGUGCAAACAGCAACACAGCACACCACUGCCUGCGUUUAGGGCAGGAAAAUACACAGCUCAUCAUAUCAAACCCAGCUUCUCCGCAGACCUUGGAAUUGUACCGCCGCUCUUUGUCGUGGCUACUAAAUGUAGAGAGCCGAACGUCAGGCGAGAAGCAAUCCAACUUUUGAGGAGCAGCGCUCGGCGAGAAGGCAUGUGGGACAGCGAGCUGACUGCCAACAUUGCUCAAUGGAUUAUGGAGGUAGAAGAGUCCGAGAAUCCUUUUCCUGAGAUGAAUCUUCCUGGUGGGUCAACGCAGGCUGUUCUCCCAAGCCGAGCGAUUCCAGAGGAAAAGAGGAUCAUGGUUCAGUCUGUUGAUUUCGAUUUACGGGAGAGAUUCGCUCAGCUCACUGUGGGAUCUCGAGAUUUGCGCCAGGGGAUGAAGGACCGACGACACAAAGCGACCCGAAUCACAUGGUGA